Molecule: messenger RNA, 309 nt
Organism: Racocetra persica
Lineage: Eukaryota; Fungi; Glomeromycota; Glomeromycetes; Diversisporales; Gigasporaceae
Source: the annotation of a GenBank genome assembly
AACGACUUAACUUCAAAUAAUUCUGACAAUUCUUUGAUCAAGUUUCGAUUAUAUGAGAUUGAAGCAAGGUAUAUGAAUUUUCCAGAUAAACAACAAAGGUCGACCCUGUUGCAAAGACUUGAUGAUAUUUUAGCAGUUCCAGAAAUAAAACUUUCUGAAAUAAAGCUUUCAGAAAAAAUUAUAAAAAAGGGUCAUCCUUCUGAAACCAAACGACUACCAAUUGCAUUAGAACUUAUGGAAGCAGGAAAAAAGCAAAUUGAAGAUAUCAAUUCUCAACAAAAUGCUUUGACGACUUAUAUUGAAAGUAAU